UUCGAACAAAUAUGAAUGAAUCUCAUAUUGAUCCAUGUCUGAAUCUGCUUUAGAGGAGGCCGCAGUCUUAUCUGCAAUUUACUGCGGAGAUGGAGAGUAUCAGUUAAUUCAAGUGUCCGCGGAUGGCGGAGUGGUGGUCGAAAUCAAGACGUGUGUGGGGGAUGUGAGACGGGUGGAGUUAAGUCUCUCGUUCAGUCUGCCCCCACAGUACCCGCUCUGUCCACCAGACAUCUCCGUCGCCUCCCCGGUCCUGUCCCGGGAACAGUGUCAGGACGUCCGGCGGAAGCUCCUGGAGCAAGCAGCAGCCCUGCCAGCGGAGCCAAUGGUCCACCAGCUUGUAUGCUGGCUGCAGCAGUCAGGGGAGGUGACCUCGGAGGGGGACGAAGAGGCGGCUCGGGUCGAGGACGCUGGAGGAGAGGAGUGGACGACCGUGCUGCUGUUGGACCACAUGCGCUCCAGGGGGCGCUAUGUCAAGAUGCUGGAACGCUGGACCGAGCAGCUGCACCUCACCACGAGACUACUAUCAGGCCGUUGGAUUCUGGUCCUCCUACGGGGAGCCAAGACGGACAUUAAGGAAUUCUGCCAUCUUUUGAAGACCGUGAAGGUGGACGUCGAUUCAUCGGGCAAGAAGUGCAAAGAGAGGAUGAUGAAGGUGCUCUGUGAAAGACCCUUUACUUUCUCCUCUUCUUCAAAACAUGGGCUUGCAUCCCAGGGGUCUGGUACAAAACGUUCCGGUGAAUCAUGUUUUCUAGAGAAGGAGUACCAGUCGACGUUGGAGCUGACGGAGGCCUUCCAGGAGGCCGGCAUGGCGGAAAUGUACCAGCAGAUACUGCCGUUACCAACCCUCUGACCAUUUAACGGACAAACUGACAGACUAGAAACCAGGAGUCACAUGUGGCGGUCUCAAGCUCACCGAUUGGUCAAGAGACCAAUCAAUCAGAUAUGGAAGUGUGAGAAGCUGUUGUUUCUAUCAGUUCCCUCAGUUAACUUGAAAUGUAUUAAUAUGGAUGAUAUUAAGUCAUAUAGCAAUAAUGUUGUUCUCAACUGUAGGGCAGAUGCGUUGCCGACUGAUGAAUGGGAAAAUAAAACUUGUCUAUCAAGGGAAUAAUAACUAGAUAAUAAUAACUUAAUAAUAAUACUAUGAGUGUUACUGUCGACCGGAUGCAGACGAAUGGGCUUGAACAAAGAAAGAGGAAACUGUUGAAUAUCUUUUAUUGUAAUUUAAGCAUAACAUAUCUUCAACACAGGUAACACUUCGAACAUUUGAAGACAUGUCUAAGGCAAAAUGGUCCAUGCGAGAUUUCAUCAGUCUACAUCUGAUCUCAGACCUGUUCUCAGGUAUACAGAAGGGGCUUUUGUAUCGUGGUUGGAGGCAAGAGCAGUUCUGUUUUCAUUCAUCAGUUAUUCAAUAAUUCAAUGGUUGUCUUCCCCUUUGGAAGCCUCGCCAAAGUCCUGUACAAGAUCUGUAAUAUGUAAAACAAGGAGAUGGAUGUUAAACAUGACAUUGCAAAGAAUUUUUAUUACAAAAAUUCCUUUGAGCGUGAUAAUGUUGAUUUUGUUAAAGUGAUGCUUAGAAUCUAUAUUAUAGGUAAUAUUAAAGUACAGUUCGAUGUGAUCAAUUUCGAGGUCAAGUAAUGUGUUGGCCUACCUGGAACAUUUUCAUAUUCGUCAUACACCUGCUGGCGUGCUUGUGUGUCAAGUGCUGCUGCUGCAAAAACAGAAUUGACACAAUCAGUGCAAUAAAAUUACCAAAAUC
Molecule: messenger RNA, 1756 nt
Organism: Gadus chalcogrammus (walleye pollock)
Lineage: Eukaryota; Metazoa; Chordata; Actinopteri; Gadiformes; Gadidae
Gene: rwdd3
Product: RWD domain containing 3
Exons: 5
Coding region: 35-850 (271 amino acids)
Biological process (GO): positive regulation of protein sumoylation; positive regulation of hypoxia-inducible factor-1alpha signaling pathway
Molecular function (GO): protein binding
Source: RefSeq, a predicted model, not a curated record